AUGGCGAGCAACGCCUUAGGCCCAUCUAUGCAAUCAGCACACAGUCUAGGACCUCGUGUAUCGCUGGAUGACGGAGUUUCAUCCUUUACCAUUGGCGAGUGCAUUCUCAUCAGGAUUCCUGGAGGAAUACAAGUAGAAGAAUAUGUUGAAGAUGAAGUGACCGCCGUUGGAACGAACCUCCCACCCAUUUCCGAAGGAACAGGCUCUCAGCAUCUGGCAUUUAUUUGCAAUAUUACGGUCCACCCGCUGAAUGACUCUUUCAUUCUUGAUGUCUACCCCGUUCUCGCUUUCUCUCAUACCGACGGAGCUGUUGCCACGUACAAUAACAUGCGUAAUCCCAUCUCAAAAGCAGCACUUAUCCCGCUCUCGCUUUUUUCAUCUCGACACCCCACACCCCAUGGUUUUGGACAACCUCUCACUUUGGGAAAUUGGAUAACUGUUAACGACUCCUUUUUGCAUGUCCUCCCUAGGCGGUUUACUAUGCCCAUGAGCAGAUCAUUCAAACGCUUUGAACCUCCCCUCAUGAUGCAUGCACGCUUGCAGCUCCGCCUCCAUCGUUACCGAGCAUUCCUCUCGACCGCAAACCCUGAAGAUCUCGAUGUUCAAUCCCAUCAUCCCUUUCUCAAUGGUGAGAGUGGAGAAGAUUUGCCACAUGACCAAACUGGACAUGGGGGAGGGCAGGCGACCAGCUUGCCAACCGUUAUCGGUGAUGGAAAUGGGGAAGGGGGGAAAUUAACUGAGGAGGGGCUAGCUGACGUGCUUGAAGAUGUUGAUGAGGAUGCAGAGGAUGGAGACGCCACCUUACUAGACGACCUUCGCCUCCUGGCAGCCUCUCAUCCGAUGUGGGAAGACGAACUGAAGCAAUAUAUCCAAGCGCAGCAGAAGGAGAAAGAAUGGAUUCAGAAAGAACGCGCAGCAAGAUUGGCCCUCUGGCGGGAAGACGCGGCUGUUGAGCUGUUGAGCUAAGCUCUUGAGAUUGAGGUUUUCUUCCGCCUGUUCCUUGGCCUGUCAGCAGCUUUCCUCCUGCUCGCCCCCCUCCCACCUGGCAAACCCUGCCAUGAUUGCAAGUUUAUUAAUCAGUUUAGAUAUCCCCAUGGACCUCACUUUCAAUAUCCCCCACGGACCUCGCGGACCUCACUUUCGAUACCCAUUAAACGACCUUGCAUAGAACCAAAACCCAUCAUCAUCACCUUGACUUGUGUCAUCCUUUCUUAUCGUUCCUGUACGCUACUUGCAUCGGGGUACACACGUUUGUGUACGUAGUCUCAUGUUUUACUUAGAGUUUUUCUUUCUUCGCCUGGGAGUUUGGGAGGCACUUAAAUUUAUUAGAUUGUCAAAAUCAUUCUUGUAGCAGUAGAAUUUAUGGCAAAUGUUGAUGGUUC
This is a messenger RNA of Laccaria bicolor S238N-H82, 1382 nucleotides long. RefSeq lists its product as uncharacterized. Bases 1 to 966 code for a protein of 321 amino acids. The transcript is spliced from 3 exons. The record is from RefSeq and is a predicted model, not a curated record. NCBI's taxonomy places the organism in Eukaryota, Fungi, Basidiomycota, Agaricomycetes, Agaricales, Hydnangiaceae.